Molecule: messenger RNA, 1152 nt
Organism: Spinacia oleracea (spinach)
Lineage: Eukaryota; Viridiplantae; Streptophyta; Magnoliopsida; Caryophyllales; Amaranthaceae
Exons: 1
Coding region: 1-1152 (383 amino acids)
Source: RefSeq, a predicted model, not a curated record
AUGAGCCAGAAUCUUAAGGAUAAAAAUCUAGAAGAACUUGAGAAUUUGUUUGAUCACGAAGAAAAUCCUAACGAACUAAACAACAUUAUGAAGAUAAUUGCCGAAAAAUGGGUCGAUUCAGAUAGUGAAGACAACGAGAAUAACUAUGUAUCCAUUGAAGAAGAGUUAAACCAACAAAUGGGGUUAAUAAAACUAGAAGUCUUAGAGGCUAUACCUUUAGAAAUCAUACAACAAAAUGUUGAAAACAAAUUAGAAAAAAUGGUGGUUGAAAAUAACAACGUAGUUGGAGAAGAAAUACUGCAAGAAAAGACAAUGGGAAAGAAUUGUGUUAAUAAUUUCAUCCAAAGACCUAGAUAUCAAGGAGAGUCUAGUUGCACACAACCUAAAUAUGUAUCCGGAAGGAAGACUCGAUUUAAUGCGAAGGUCAUGCCAAACAAGUUCCCGAAAAAAGAAGAAAUAAAACUUGAACCGAUUAGUCAAACUGGAUAUAAGUUAAGCUUGGAUGGAUUGAGAAAUAGAGAAGAUGUCAUAGAACAUUGGAAAAAGAGUAUGAGUAGCGUGCUCAACUUAAAUACUGAAUGGACAUUAGAAAUCUUUCUUAAUUACAUAGAACACAAUUUGUAUGGGCGUGUAGCUGACUGGUAUGAUGGGUUAGAUGAAGAAGUUAAAGGAUUAUUAAGAGAAUCAGAAGUACCUACUACCACGUUUAGACAGUUAUGUCAAUAUAUUGAGGCGGAGUUUAUCGGGUCUAAAGCAGAUCUUGGUGAAAAAAUGAUGGAAUGUCAAAGAAAUCUAAGUAAUUUGUCUGUCUGUAAUAUAAAAUAUAUCGAAAGUUACAUUAUGGAAUUCGAACAAUAUUAUUAUAAAAUUGGUGAAAACAAAACCAACUUAGGUAUGUUUUACGACAAAUUACCAAACCCUAUAAAUGAAGAGAUAAAUGAAAAAUAUCAAGAAUUGGUCGAUAAACAUGGACAUAGGGAUGCACUGGGAAGAAUGAUAGAAUUUCUUAGAAAAUGGAUCGAAAAGAAAUGUAGAGAAGUAGUCGGAACCCAACAAAUGAAGAGACAAUUUAUCACAUGUUGGGACAUGCCUAACGACUAUGGUUGUACUAGAAAAAAAAUCCCAUUUAAAAGACAUAUUAUAAAGAAAUAA